UUGGUGUAACACAUAACAUCUUCGCGGUGCUGCAACCUUCCUGCUAGAGACAUGUGUACAUCAAAACGGAAAACUUCUUGUAGUUUAAUCGCUUUCGGUGCUACAGAAGACGGACUCUCCUGAAAUCCUCUUCACUGUUUCUCCAUCAUGAGUGGCUCAAAGCCGGACAUCCUGUGGUCUCCUCACCACCCCGACCGCUACGUCAUCUGCGACUCUGAGCUGGGCCUGUACAGCAUCGGACCUGUGGGCAGCACCGAAACAAAACCUGGCACUCUCUCCCUCUCUGAGGAAACUGCUGCUACGUUACUAGCCAUAAACUCUGACACUCCAUACAUGAAAUGUGUGGCAUGGUACCCAAAACAUGAGCCUGAAUGUUUGCUGGCUGUGGGACAAGCUAACGGCAGAGUUGUGCUCACCAGUUUGGGCCAGAACCACAACUCCACGUGUAAAGAGCUGGUGGGGAAAGAGUUUGUGCCCAAGCAUGCCCGGCAGUGCAACACGUUAGCCUGGAACCCGGUGGACAGCAACCUACUAGCAGCUGGGCUGGAUAAGCACCGUGCAGACUUCUCUGUCCUCAUAUGGGAUAUAAGCAGUAAAUUUGCCCCAGAAACCAGCGUAGCAGCUGAGAAAAUCCGCCUCUCGUCUGUUGAUCUGGACUCCAGCACGGUGGUGACCAAGCCGCUGUAUGAGCUGGGCCAAAACGAUGCCUGCCUGUCCCUCUGCUGGCUGCUUCGAGACACGAAGCUGCUCUUGGCUGGCAUGCACAGAAACCUCGCAAUAUUUGACCUGAGGAACACGAGCCAGAAAACGUUUGUGAACACUAAGGCCAUCCAGGGGGUGACGGUCGAUCCACACUUUCCCGACCGCGUGGCGUCCUUCUUCGAAGGCCAGGUGGCCAUUUGGGACCUGAGGAAGUUUGAGAAGCCGGUGCUGACCCUCACAGAGCAGCCAAAGCCUCUCACUAAGGUGGCGUGGUGUCCGACUCGCACCGGCCUUCUGGCGACGCUCACACGCGACAGCAACAUCAUCCGCCUGUACGACAUGCAGCACACUCCCACCCCCAUCGGCGACGAGACAGAGCCCACCAUCAUCGAGCGAAGCGUGCAGCCCUGCGACAGCCAGAUCGGCAGCUUCGCCUGGCACCCCUCCUCCCAAAACCGCAUGGUGGUGGUCUCCGCCGCCAACCGGGUCAUGACCGACUUCACCGUGUUCGAGCGCAUCUCUCUGGCCUGGAGCUCCACGGCGUCGCUCAUGUGGGCCUGCGGCCGACACCUGUACAGCUGCGUCGAGGACGAGGCCGAAGGGACGGACGGCGAAGCCGAGAAAGACAUCGCCACCAAGAUGAGGGAGCGAGCUCAGUCCAGGUACGGACACGACACCGUCCAGGUUUGGAAGAACCACCUGCUGGCCGGAGGGAGCGACCCGCAGCUCAGGUCGUUAUGGUUCGACCUGUUCUAUAUGAAGCAGUGUUCAGAGGACGCCGAGCUGAAACUGCCAGGAAACAAGCAGUUUGUGGUUUAUUCCGGCAUCAAGAACAUUGUGAAGACGAGCUCCGGCACGACGGAGAGCCGCAGGUGCUGGAGCGGCUCGGACCGGCAGACGGACGUAACCCGCUUCCAGAGCGACGAGCGCUGCCUCGCCCUGCGGCUCUGCGGAUGGAUCAGCCGCGGUUCGGACAUCGACGUGGAAACCUUCCUGCGGUCUCUGGAGCAGGAACGCGAGUGGGAGCGAGCGGCGGCCAUCGCUCUCUUCAACCUGGAUAUCCGCCGCGCCAUCCAGAUCCUCAGCAAGGGAGCCAUCGCCGAAAAAGGCGACCUGAACCUGAACGUUGUAGCCAUGGCGCUGUCGGGCUACACCGACGAGAAGUCGUCCCUGUGGAGGGAGAUGUGCAGCUCUCUGCGGCUGCAGCUGAAGAAUCCCUACCUCUGUGUCAUGUUCGCCUUCCUCACCAGUGAGCCUGGAGCCUACGACGGCGUGCUGUAUGAGAGCAACGUUGCCGUCCGGGACAGAGUCGCCUUCGCCUGCAUGUUUCUCAGCGAUGCUCAGCUGCCUCGUUACAUCGACAAACUGACCACUGAGAUGAAGGAGGCAGGAAACCUGGAGGGAAUCCUGCUGACCGGACUCACCAAAGAUGGCGUCGAUCUGAUGGAGAGCUAUGUGGACCGGACCGGGGACGUCCAGACGGCCAGCUUCUGCAUGCUAAAGGGUUCCCCUGGCGACGUGUUGAAAGACCCUCGGGUCCAGUGCUGGAUCGAAAACUACCGCAACCUGCUGGACGCAUGGAGGUUCUGGCACAAACGGGCCGAGUUUGACAUCCUCAGAGGCAAACUGGACCCCAGCUCCAAACCGCUAGCUCAGGUGUUCGUGAGCUGUAAUUUCUGCGGGAAGUCCAUCUCCUACAGCUGCUCUGCGAUACCUCAUCAGGGCCGCGGCUUCAGCCAGUACGGGGUCAGCGGGUCGCCCACCAAGUCAAAGGUCACCAGCUGUCCUGGCUGCAGGAAGCCUCUGCCGCGCUGCGCACUCUGCCUCAUGAACAUGGGCACACCUGUUUCCAGUUGCUCAGGAACUGGAAAGUCGGAUGAGAAAAUGGACUUAACGAGGGAGAACAAACUCGCCCAGUUCAGCAACUGGUUCACCUGGUGUCACAACUGUCGACAUGGUGGCCACGCCGGUCACAUGCUGAGCUGGUUCAGAGACCACACAGAGUGCCCGGUGUCGGCCUGCGCCUGCAAAUGCAUGCAGCUGGACACCACAGGGAACCUGGUGCCGGUAGACGGCAGCUAAACGGGACAGGCGUGUCGGAAACCGAAGCUAAACACGAACCGGGAGCCAACUGGUGCAGACCGGCUGCUGCACCGGCACACCAGCAGGCGACGGCGACGACCCGCUCUGCAGUGGCUGCUUGGAUGGAGAGUUACACUGCAAAAACACAAAAUCUUACCAAGUGGUUUUGUCUGGUUUCUUUUGCAAAUAUCCUAGUAUGUUUGAAAUAAAACCAAACUAACAAGUAACCUUGUUAGUUACUUGUUAGUAACUAACAAGUAACUCGCAGCUCAGCAAGAAAUAGCAGCUCGUUUAAGUCAAUAAUUGCCUAAAUCUUAGAAUCUGACAAUAGAACUAAAACUUUUUCAAAAAUAUUAAGGAAUUAUUGACUUAAGAGCGCCUGUUUUUUGCUAAAAGUUACUUAUGAAUUAGUUUUGUCUUCUUUCAAAUCUACUAAGAUAUUUGCUCUAGAGACUAAACACAAAUAUGAACAUGUUUGUUUUUCGGAGUGAUGCUUGUAAGCAUUAGUCUAGGGAAUGUUGCAUCACACCAGAAGUCUAUAUGAAGAAGGGAAUCAAAGUGUGGGUAAUGAUUUGACUAACCAUGUUAAAGUGAGAAAGGGAGCAAAUACUAAUUUAUUGCUCUACUAAUAAAAAUCACUCAGGAGAAUCACGAGAGGCUGUGCUGCUUCCAGCCUCUUCCAGUCUAACCUGAAUCAGGAUGUUGUUGUUUUUAGCUAUACAGUCAGAUAUCAGGUCGUGCCAUUAUUCCUAAAGUGAGCUUUGUUGUGUUUCAGUCCGUAUUUAUCGUCUGCUGGAGAGAAAAAAUAAAUCUUCACAUACCUCAUAAAUGUUUUGUUCGGGGAGCGAUUACAAUAACAACACACAGCAAAAACAUCAAAUCUUACCAAGUAGUUUUAUUCUAGUUUUUAGUGCAAAUAUCUUAGCACACUUGAAAUAAGACAAGUAUUUUUUACAGAAAUGCAUGUGAGCUUGUUUUAAGUCAAUAAUUCUUUAGUAUUGAUGAAAUAGUUCUAGCUAAACUUGCAAGUUUUACAUAUAACAAGGGAAAAUGAUUAGUGAAAUAAUCUUCCAGUGGAACUAGCACUUUUUAAAAAUUAAAGGAAUUAUUUACUUGAAAGAAGCUCCUAUUUAUCACUGAACAGUUACUUGUACUAAGAUAUUUGCAUGUGUGUCAAACUCGAGGCGCGCGGGCCAAAUCUGCCCCACCAUAACUAUCUUUGUGGCCCACUGGGCCCUAUUGUAGGUCACGUAAUAUUAUUUUAUUAGUCAAUUUAAAUCAGUUUUUAUCUGUGUAUUGCCAAAAAAUAAUUUAAUAUUUAAUUUGAAGAAGUUCCCAAAUGCAGAGAAAGCUAUUUGUUUAUUUCUUUCUUUUUUUUUUUUUUUUUUACAUAACAGGUUGUGGCAGUCGAUAUUGGCUCUGAUUGGUUGUUUUUGGUUGGGAGUGGUGCAUUUCUUCAGAUGGUAGCGGCACAAACGGCCCUUUAAAUUCACACUAUGUAACUUUUAUAAAAAAUAUAUUUUUACAUUUAUGUUGAAACUGUCACUAUGUUGUUUGUCAUGAGACAUCUAAUCUGUGAAAGCAUUGAGCUCCUUUCACUUCUCACAUAAAGAGAAGCAAUCAGCCAGGAGGUGGGUCUUAGCGCUGUCCAUCACCCUCUGUAUGGUGCUGCUCAUCCUCCCAUUGCUCUCUGCCUGUUGUGAAUGCUAAGGCUAGCUAGCAUGGAUGAUGACAGGUUAAUGGUUUUCCUGUUUUGGCUAGUUUCUUUCUAUGCCAUUAGCACAUUUAGCAGCGAGUACAUGUGUGUGAUUGACAGCGCCAAGUCCCUCCUCCUGGCUCUGAUUGGUUGUUUUCUAACAGGAGUGUUGCAUUUCUUCAGAUGAUGAUAUUAGCUCAAGGAUAAGGCGCAGGAGCUUCAUGUUUUCACAGAUUAUCCGUCUCAUAACAAAGUCUGACAGCAUGGCUUAAUAUGUGCAAAGACAUAUUGUUUUAUUAAAGUUACAUGCUUUAAUGCCCUAAAAGAGAUCCUUGAUCUUGAUGAGUUUGACAUCUCUGCAUUAGAAACUGGACUUGAUAAGCGUUGGUGUUUUUCCAGUGAUGCUCUCCAGUGUGAAAGGUUUGCUGUGGAGGGAGGGCCGGGGGGCGGAUUAGAGACGUUGUGGAGGAAGAGGAGUGUGGGAGGGUGCAUCUGCAUUCACCAGCCUCCUCCAGGCCUGUGGUCUGUGAAAGAAGCUCCCCAGAAAACGGCAGCUGCUCGGCACCCUGACAAGACCCUCCAGAUUGUUCCCCUCAUAAAGAAGCUCAGCUGCCGGAACACUAUUGACUCAAAGAGAAAACGAGAGAACAGCGACUCCCCUCCCUCCUACAACCUCCACAUCAACACACUGCCCUGCUCUUUCUUUUCUCCCCUCGCUGAUGCCCAAAUUGCACCCAAAAUCUAUGCAUACCACAUGAAUCCAGGGAUGGCCGCCAUCUGUGGGGUAGCCGUCAUCUGUCAAUGGCGUUCGUGUCUUUCUUUGCGCGGCCUGAUUGUAAAUUGGGCGGCCUUCCCCAUAGCUGGCUAAAUCACUUAGUCAUGGAGGAGUUCACCGAGGUUCUAAAGGCCUGCGUUCCCCUUUGUGGGCCAUCUUGGGUCGGGGCGGACAAAUUGGUGAGCCCUGGCAAACAGAGCGGCUGGAAUUUCAUCCUUUUCACCCGUUUUUUGUGUUUUUGCCUAUUAAAUAAAUCUCAGUUGACAAAUCAAAGUGCUGUUGAAUUUUCCAUACGUUUGCAUAAUUUGUUAUAUGUUAACUUUUAUAGAUGCAGAUGUUGUGGUUUUGUGCUGAGUGAAUCUUUUCUUCAUGUGGGAACGUCAACAGAAUUUUAAAUUUUCACCUCACAGGACAUAAACUGGAAAUUCAAUAUAUUUUGGACACUGGAACUUUACUUUCAAAAUCCAACCAACAGGCUGACACAAAAACAGUGCCUUUUUAUAGUCCCCUAUAAAAAAGUUUUAUAGGGGACUUAUUAUGCAAAAUUUACUUUUUAAACAUUUUUAUGCUUUCACUUGGGUCAUAACUACUUCUAAAAUCAGUCUAAGCACUUAAAAAAACACCUUGCCGUUUUUUUGGCAGUAUGUUUUUUCUUUCCUUUUUUUGGUGUCUGCUGUUGAUUUUUAAAUCACAUUCGACGGCCACUGCGCCAUUACCUAGCAACCCAAGCUGAGUUCCAGCAUGUUUGGUCAGCUGGUUUUACUGCUGUAUAUGCUGUACAAUGGCUGCUGGAAAAGACAAGUGCUUUGUUGUUUACAUACCACCCAGAAACCACUUGCUACACCUUUCUUGAUUGUGCAGGAGGCUCCACUUCUGCUUUUCAAAGACGUAAGAUUGUAUAAUUGCGCAACUGUUGCAGGUAUUUUCAUGGAUGAGUGUAAAUUUUGAGUUGGGGGGCCACGGCCCGAAGCAGAUUAUUUGGAUUUAAAGUGACAGAAUAAAAUCUCAUAAUUUAAAAUUGAUUUCGUGGAAAAAAAAAAAAUUAUGAAAAUGUUUUGUACAGGCCACAGAAAUAGUAACUUUUUGUUUUCAGAUUCCUUGUAAUCUUUCACAUUGGUAAUCAAUAAAUCUCCAGGAGUUUGUCGUACAUUUUCUGUUCAGUCAUGGUACCAUAAAGUACAAAAACUUCAUGCAAUUUGAGCUUCAAAAACAGAAUGAGGACAAAGUUUCUAUCCAAUUUUUAAUAAAUCCAACAGAUCAGCUCUACAUCAUAUAGAUCUUAAUUUAAGCAGAAAGAGAUGAGCUUUUGUUGGUGUUAAAAGUAAUUUUUUUUUAGCUGCAGAUGCAUCUUUUACUAUUAGAAAUGCUAUAUUACAUUUUAGCAGUAAAAUGUUCCAUUAUUUAAUUAAAAAUGUAAUUAUAUGGUUAUUUGCUUAUUUUAUUGUAUUUCUUAUAUUGUACCAAAUACUUUUAAGUGGUUAAAUGCAGUGGAAUUUGCAGAAUAAAAUCAGAUUAAUCGAUUAAUAAAAUA
Poeciliopsis prolifica (blackstripe livebearer) is the source of this 6786-nucleotide messenger RNA. It is a transcript of the gene mios, whose product is annotated as missing oocyte, meiosis regulator, homolog (Drosophila). The transcript is spliced from 12 exons. Gene Ontology annotation, biological process: positive regulation of TORC1 signaling; cellular response to amino acid starvation. Gene Ontology annotation, molecular function: protein binding. The coding region runs from base 148 to 2784 and encodes 878 amino acids. Lineage: Eukaryota; Metazoa; Chordata; Actinopteri; Cyprinodontiformes; Poeciliidae. The record is from RefSeq and is a predicted model, not a curated record. Gene Ontology annotation, cellular component: cytoplasm.